AUGGAAACCUCAAUUGUUAAAGUGACAAAAGGUCUCACUAAAGCAGCAGACUGCCGAGACGACACCAAACUCCUGAUGCAGCCGUAUGCCAACUGGGAGGAGUACCUGACACCAGCACCAAUGUCCAUAGCCAUUUUGGGAGAGCUGAUCUUCAUCUCCUCCAAGACAGAUUUUUCUGUUCGUAAAGGGGGCCCAGACGGUGGUUUCAAAUAUGCCAAAUACCCUGACUCAUUCCGUGCUUGCCUCAUGCAAGUGUGCAAUUCUGGGUGGCGUGCAUUCAAUGAGGCACACAAGAAUAUGGACCAGAUUCGUCUCUACACCAACAGUGUACCAAACUACAUCAAGACGGCAGUGAAGAUACUUCUCCAGGAUGAUGACAACCUUGUGCAGGCCAUGCUCCCAGACCAGCUGGAUAACAUUAAGAACAUAGCUGAUGACUGCCUGCAACUGGCUGAGUCAACAGAGGAAAGGUUCACUGAGGUCAUUGAACUCAUCCAUGAGCUCCUUGAAAGUUGCACCAGUGCAAAACAGGUGUAUGGGGCUGAACUGGAGGAAGUCAGAAAGAAGAUUGACGAAUCAGAACUAAGGCAAGCAGCUUCAGAGGAGGCCAACAAACGUGCCGAGCUGGCCUUCAAUAACAUGAGCAAGCAGCUGGAGGAGGCACAGGAGAGCUUCAAAACAUCAAUGGCCUCAAUGCCAGAUGGCUGGACAAUUAUGGGAAUGGAUUUUGCAGGAGCAAUGGCUGACAGUGUCACAUCAGUUUUUUCCGGGAUUGCAUCCAUAAUUACUGCCCCAGUGGCACUUCCUAAAAAGAUAUAUAAUGAUAUUGGGAAGACCAUAUCUUCUUCAGGCUCCAAGUCUGCAGGCCAGAUGGCCUCAGAUAAUGCCCGCUUUCGAAUAGAGCAGAGCAGAGCCCAGCUUGACAAAGUGAGGGACAUAUAUGAGAAGUGUGCUGACAACAUGGAGAAAAACAGGAAAGAGAUGACUGAAAUUCUUGUCACCAUGAGAAACUGUAAAGUCAAAGAGAUAGGCUUCUCCGAAACCAUAAAAAUUCUGUCUGAGGGUCUUCAAGCGAUGGGAAAGGUGAAGGAGCAGUGGCAGAAGCUGGUGCGCUUCUUCCAGAUGGUUUCCAACCUCAUGAAAACCAGCCUGACCAAGUCCCUGGAAGAUUUCGCUAAAACAGGUGAGAAGGCAUCCAACACAACAUUGAAAUACUCUUCAAAAAUGUUUUUGAAAGACAUGAUCUACAGCCAGGCUUUCUAUGCGUCCAACAUUGCCAGCCUGGUUAAUAUGAUCGCAGGGACAUACACUGAGGUGUCUGACAAGUAUCUGAUGGAUCCAGUGAGCAGAUUGAGCAAACUCAUGUGUUUGGAGGUCGGAAACACAGAGUUCGACAGUGAGCGAUUACAAUUUGCAGAUUCCUGUGAGGUAGCUGAAAAAGGAAUAAGAAAUCUUGUGAUGAAAAAUAAAGAUAACUUUGAAAGGAAGACCAUGCAAAGGCUGGAGAAAAUCGAGAGUGGGCUGAUGGCUGUGCUACCUCCAGAAUCAGAAGAGAAGAAAAGGGAAAUUCAGGAGGCAGUUGAAAUCGCAUCCAAGGAAGAUGAGGAAGAAGAUCAAUACGCUUGAAGGUGCCAUGGCAACCUGAACAACCUGAAGAGCAGCGAGCAAAUAAUAUAUCCACAUGUCUUGACUCCUGAUUUGGACAUAGUCCUAAUUCAACAGACAAAUUACAGUUCUUAAAUACAAAUUGUGUAUGAUGUUUAAAUCAUGUCAUCUUUUUGUCCCAGUUAGUUUGUGGUGUGCCAAAUAAGAAUAGAACAGUUUAAGGCAUCACCUUAAUGAUUAAGUUUAUUAUUAGGAAAAUUCUGCUCCAUGGAUCAGAUACUUUUCAUUUUAGUAAUUUAUUACUUUUAGUAAUUCUGGCUUCUGCUGUAGUUUGUGAAUGUUUAUGCCCUAUUCUUCUCCCUCACAGACAACUCAUAAUGGUUAAGCACAUAUAAAGCCCCAGCCAAGUUCAGUGGAAUAGAAUAAGUGUGGGUUUACUCAAUACAAUUCUGCACAUAAACUACAUUCACCUUUUUUGAAAUAGGUUUCAA
Conger conger (European conger) is the source of this 2096-nucleotide messenger RNA. RefSeq lists its product as uncharacterized. The coding region runs from base 1 to 1626 and encodes 541 amino acids. The record is from RefSeq and is a predicted model, not a curated record. Lineage: Eukaryota; Metazoa; Chordata; Actinopteri; Anguilliformes; Congridae. The transcript has 2 exons.